AUGACAAGCUCACCAUAUCCAACCAAAGCGCGGAUCCGCGAGAUCUUCGCCCAUCUCACCGCAGGUGACGCCCCGACCUUCUAUACCCACGUCGCUGACGACGUCGACUGGACCAUCAUGGGAUCACACGCGUUAUCGGGCCACUACUCUGACAAGGCAACUCUGAUGUCCAAGGCCCUGUCUCGAAUCGGCAGUCUUUUCGACAGCCCUAUGAAACUCCGCAUCACCGGUGUUAUUGGUGGGGAGGUCGAGGAAUGGGCUGUGGUCGAAAUGGCCGCAGAUGGGAUAUGCAAGAACGGUAAGCUCCCUCUCCCUCUCCCUCUCCCUCACUGCCCAGCGCGAUAUUCCACCAUUUCCUCGGCCGGGGGACAACAAAUCCUUCCUCCAACCGCCGAAAUUCCCCUCAGCAUGAACUAUAUGCGGGUUGACGUUCGCGGGUCUGGUAUACGAGAAUACUUACUCGUGGUCGACGCGGUGGCGAGACGGCAAGAUUGUUCAAGUGCGAGCGUAUCUGGACGGAGUGCUCUUAAACCGUGCUUUGGUGGAAAAUGA
Messenger RNA from Daldinia decipiens, 552 nucleotides. RefSeq lists its product as uncharacterized. The record is from RefSeq and is a predicted model, not a curated record. The coding region runs from base 1 to 552 and encodes 183 amino acids. The transcript has 2 exons. NCBI's taxonomy places the organism in Eukaryota, Fungi, Ascomycota, Sordariomycetes, Xylariales, Hypoxylaceae.